Molecule: messenger RNA, 3941 nt
Organism: Schistosoma haematobium
Lineage: Eukaryota; Metazoa; Platyhelminthes; Trematoda; Strigeidida; Schistosomatidae
Exons: 1
Coding region: 954-1589 (211 amino acids)
Source: RefSeq, a predicted model, not a curated record
AGUCUAUGAUUUAUCUAUCCACGUCUGUCGUAUAUUUUCAUAUUUAAUAUAUAAUAUACUCGACAUGACGGAUAACGAUAAGAAUAGUAUUAAUAUAAUAGACUCCCAUUUAUGUGUACCGAACUCUUGUUACUUUUUAUUCGCGUGACGAUGAAUUCCACGCUUUAUUCGAGAAAUUUUCCCCUAUUAACUAUUCUCCUCGCUGACCCGGCUGCUUGGUACGGAAUGCAUUCGCAUACGCAUUAACGUCUACCUCCCAGCAUCAAAUGGUUAAGUUGAACGGUUUCAUUGCCAACUUAAAAGUGCUCUACGAGCACACGAGAACGACAACUGGUACGAAACCUUAUCGCUCGUCCCCUUAGGUAUUCGAACGAGCUUGAAGGCAGAUAUACAAUGUUCCGCCGCCGAACUGGUAUACGGCACGACAUUGCGUCUGCCCGGAGAAUUCACACCAUGGAGCAGACCUAAUUUCGGUAAAUCAGACUACGUCCAUCGACUGUCUGCAUUUAUGCGAACGCUGUCUCCGGUGUCAACUCGAAUACAACAUCGACAGGUCGCUCUCUCUCGAGAGUUAUCUACCUGUUCACAUGUUUUUGUACGAGUAGAUUCGGUACGCAAACCUUGGCAACAACCUUACGAAGGCCCUUUUCACGUGAUCGCUCGUCACGAAAAGACCUUCAAGGUUGAUCGAUAUGGACGCGUCGAGAUCGUCAGCGUUGAUCGUCUCAAACCAGCACACGUCGAUGACAGUGCCCUAUCUGAUAACCUGAGAUUCAAUGCUAGACCUAGCAAACCUACUAGCGGGAUCCUCAAACCAUCUUCAGGUCCCACGCUAGAUGCACCUGAGACCUCACUCUCACGUCCCAGUCAACAGCACGCGUCAUCUGCACCGUCUACGGACGAGACGACAGUCUCACGUCCAGAUCAGCAGACCACGCCGCCCUUGACUUCGGAUGAGAUUGCAGGCUCACGCGACGCGAACGAGACUGCCGUCUCACGUUCCGGUCGCCGAGUACGUUUACCCGUACGCUUCCUCGACUAGUCGCACAGUCGACAACCGAUACGGUGUAGGAAUAUUCCUAUGCUACUUGCAUGCUACACUCUUCUCUUUUUUGAUUUUCUUUUUGUUUCCUGAGCCCACGCCCUCGACCAUCUCCGUUUGGUUCCGUCGACUUCAGUCAACUUUGGCGAAAGCUGGAUUGGCCACCCACGCUCUUGUCAACGCACUCAGUCGAUAUAUUGGUUUCGAAUGCUUGGCAUACGCUUGGUCUCGGACUUGGUCGUUACGGUCGCUUCUGGUCUUUUGGCUCAACGUGGUUUCGUCCUACGUCUGCAGCGUUUCUGGUGCGCACCUCUACGAACGCCCUCUUCAGAUUCUGGAUACAAACCACUCUGGUGUAGCAUGCCAACUCAAGCAAUCAAUACAACACAUCGCUCCUGGUACCGUUCUCCGAAAACGACCUUCGUUGGCAACUCGACGAUCAACGAUCGCUUUCCUGUUCGCCAAUUCUUCCGUCCUACAAUCGCUCGUCAGCCGAUCAGUCCCACGAUUUAAACCGCUAUUUAUCGAAAGUGUAAACUCUUUCUAGCGGGGGGCUCCUGUAGUGACUCACAUUUAUCACGAGAACACGACUGGUUUAAUAAAAACAAUUAUUAUUAUAACCAACUGUACCAGUGUUUGUUUUAACGUGCUUUUGUUUGACUGUGCUAAUGACAGCUAUUUUGUGCUUCCAUUCUUGUACUUACACUUCGAUUGUAACUUCGCGCGAAUUCGGUUACCUUCUGUAACCAAGGUUGUAUCCUGGCACGAUCUCGGUAUCCUUUCGAUGCCACGAGAUCGCCAGCAAAUAUAACUCGACUUGGUCCAUUAAUUGCCUUCUGAUAUUUGGCUUCUCGGAGAUUUUAUGGGUUUCUUUGGUUACGUUCAACCUUCGCCUUCUGAUUUAUUUGGCACGUGUUUCUUGGUAGCGGUGUUCAUAGUUAAUCUCAACUCGACACCACGCUACAAUUGGUGACCCGUAUUUUGGAACACGCCUCAACUUCUGGUCAAAUCUUCCAAAGAAGCCAAUUCGGUGAGUCUAUGAUUUAUCUAUCCACGUCUGUCGUAUAUUUUCAUAUUUAAUAUAUAAUAUACUCGACAUGACGGAUAACGAUAAGAAUAGUAUUAAUAUAAUAGACUCCCAUUUAUGUGUACCGAACUCUUGUUACUUUUUAUUCGCGUGACGAUGAAUUCCACGCUUUAUUCGAGAAAUUUUCCCCUAUUAACUAUUCUCCUCGCUGACCCGGCUGCUUGGUACGGAAUGCAUUCGCAUACGCAUUAACGUCUACCUCCCAGCAUCAAAUGGUUAAGUUGAACGGUUUCAUUGCCAACUUAAAAGUGCUCUACGAGCACACGAGAACGACAACUGGUACGAAACCUUAUCGCUCGUCCCCUUAGGUAUUCGAACGAGCUUGAAGGCAGAUAUACAAUGUUCCGCCGCUGAACUGGUAUACGGCACGACAUUGCGUCUGCCCGGAGAAUUCACACCACGGAGCAGACCUAAUUUCGGUAAAUCAGACUACGUCCAUCGACUGUCUGCAUUUAUGCGAACGCUGUCUCCGGUGUCAACUCGAAUACAACAUCGACAGGUCGCUCUCUCUCGAGAGUUAUCUACCUGUUCACAUGUUUUUGUACGAGUAGAUUCGGUACGCAAACCUUGGCAACAACCUUACGAAGGCCCUUUUCACGUGAUCGCUCGUCACGAAAAGACCUUCAAGGUUGAUCGAUAUGGACGCGUCGAGAUCGUCAGCGUUGAUCGUCUCAAACCAGCACACGUCGAUGACAGUGCCCUAUCUGAUAACCUGAGAUUCAAUGCUAGACCUAGCAAACCUACUAGCGGGAUCCUCAAACCAUCUUCAGGUCCCACGCUAGAUACACCUGAGACCUCACUCUCACGUCCCAGUCAACAGCACGCGUCAUCUGCACCGUCUACGGACGAGACGACAGUCUCACGUCCAGAUCAGCAGACCACGCCGCCCUUGACUUCGGAUGAGAUUGCAGGCUCACGCGACGCGAACGAGACUGCCGUCUCACGUUCCGGUCGCCGAGUACGUUUACCCGUACGCUUCCUCGACUAGUCGCACAGUCGACAACCGAUACGGUGUAGGAAUAUUCCUAUGCUACUUGCAUGCUACACUCUUCUCUUUUUUGAUUUUCUUUUUGUUUCCUGAGCCCACGCCCUCGACCAUCUCCGUUUGGUUCCGUCGACUUCAGUCAACUUUGGCGAAAGCUGGAUUGGCCACCCACGCUCUUGUCAACGCACUCAGUCGAUAUAUUGGUUUCGAAUGCUUGGCAUACGCUUGGUCUCGAACUUGGUCGUUACGGUCGCUUCUGGUCUUUUGGCUCAACGUGGUUUCGUCCUACGUCUGCAGCGUUUCUGGUGCGCACCUCUACGAACGCCCUCUUCAGAUUCUGGAUACAAACCACUCUGGUGUAGCAUGCCAACUCAAGCAAUAAAUACAACACAUCGCUCCUGGUACCGUUCUCCGAAAACGACCUUCGUUGGCAACUCGACGAUCAACGAUCGCUUUCCUGUUCGCCAAUUCUUCCGUCCUACAAUCGCUCGUCAGCCGAUCAGUCCCACGAUUCAAACCGCUAUUUAUCGAAAGUGUAAACCCUUUCUAGCGGGGGCUCCUGUAGUGACUCACAUUUAUCACGAGAACACGACUGGUUUAAUAAAAACAAUUAUUAUUAUAACCAACUGUACCAGUGUUUGUUUUAACGUGCUUUUGUUUGACUGUGCUAAUGACAGCUAUUUUGUGCUUCCAUUCUUAUACUUACACUUCGAUUGUAACUUCGCGCGAAUUCGGUUACCUUCUGUAACCAAGGUUGUAUCCUGGCACGAUCUCGGUAUCCUUUCGAUGCCACGAGAUCGCCAGCAAAUAUAACUCGACUUGGUCCA